Frieseomelitta varia is the source of this 554-nucleotide messenger RNA. Its product is annotated as LITAF domain-containing protein. The record is from RefSeq and is a predicted model, not a curated record. Bases 103 to 480 code for a protein of 125 amino acids. Gene Ontology annotation, molecular function: zinc ion binding. NCBI's taxonomy places the organism in Eukaryota, Metazoa, Arthropoda, Insecta, Hymenoptera, Apidae. The transcript has 4 exons.
ACAUGGAUCAUAUAUUUAGAAAUUACUCAUACAUUGUUUAAAUAAUUAGUAAGUAAUUUAUAAUUGUUUUAUUAAGAUAAUACUACUUAUAAAUAAUACAUCAUGUACAAAAGUGGACCACCACCACCUUAUGAAUCACCUCCAUAUGCACCACCUGGUUAUUCACAAACAGUAGGUGGUGUACCACCUGCUAGUCCUUUUACAUCUGCAGAAACUUAUGCAAACGGACCAACUAUAGUAACAACAAUUGUUCCACUUGGACCAGGAUCAACACACACAAUUUGUCCACAUUGUCAUGCAGAAAUAGAUACUACAACUAAAACAGAACCUGGCAUGAUUGCCUAUAUAUCUGGAGUUGUAAUUGCGCUAAUGGGAUGUUGGUUGGGAUGCUGUUUGAUUCCAUGCUGUAUUGAUGAAUGUAUGGAUGUUCAUCAUAGUUGCCCUAACUGUAAAGCUUAUCUGGGACGUUAUAGGAGAUAAAGUAACACAAUAAUAGUAUCUAUUGCAUUUCACUUUGAAACCAUUUGAAAGUUGCAUUAUAUAUAUAUAUAUAU